Messenger RNA from Aspergillus sclerotioniger CBS 115572, 1162 nucleotides. RefSeq names its product alpha/beta fold hydrolase. The transcript has 2 exons. The record is from RefSeq and is a predicted model, not a curated record. Lineage: Eukaryota; Fungi; Ascomycota; Eurotiomycetes; Eurotiales; Aspergillaceae. The coding region runs from base 145 to 1149 and encodes 334 amino acids.
GGAUGGAUCACAGGGCGGCCUCGGAUCAUUCCUGCCAAGAAAAACGGGACAUGUGAGCAGCUGCCCAGGUUUGGCCCACGCCCAUCCCGGCGAGACCUGUCGUGAUCAUUCCUUUGAACGGAAUAGAGAUUCAGAAAUUAGAAAAUGGCACCACUUCUUGCAGAGGAAGUCAUCAAGCAUCCUGCUUUCAAUACGGUCGACUGGAAGCUCCAUCCCACCACAUCGGGAACAUGUACGGUGGCCCAAACCAGGCGCGGUGGGCCCCUGAAUAUGAAUUAUGAGAUCCAUGGCUCUGGGCCCGUGAAGUUAGUUUGGGUGAUGGGCCUCAACGGAUCCCUCAAAGACUGGAAGCGUCAGACGAAGUACUUUGGCCACCAGCAUGCUUCCAAAUAUUCGUGUCUGAUUUUUGACAACCGUGGCGUUGGUCGUUCGGACAAGCCGGUCUGUUAUUAUUCCACAUCAGAAAUGGCUCAGGAUGCCGUAGACCUGGUCGCUUCGCUGGGCUGGAUCGACCUCAGCGCCCCUCCAAAACGAUCGAUCCAUGUCAUCGGCGCUAGUAUGGGCGGCAUGAUCGCCCAAGAGAUUGGAAUGCUCAUCCCCGAUCGCCUGUUGAGUCUAACCCUCUGCUGCACAGCUCCGCGUGUUGUCCGGACUGGUCCGUUUUUCGAAAACUUGCGUCAACGGGCGAGCAUGUUCAUUCCCCGCCAUGUUGACGUAGAGCUGGAGAGAAUAGCAAAGAGUACUUUCGCAGACGAAUUUCUUGCCCAGCCAGAUACGGAGUACGAGGAUCCGACGAUGAACUUUCCGACCAAGCGGGAUCGCUUUGCUGCUGCCAUGCUGCAGAAGCGUGCUGACACCGAAGCGCACACGAAGAAAGGAUUUCUCAUGCAGAUUGUGGCUUGCUAUUUCCAUCAAAAGUCAGCGGAGCAGCUGAAGUCACUGGGGGACCAAGUGGGGAGAGAGAGGAUCUUCGUUUGCCAUGGCACCAAAGAUCUGAUGCUGACCUUCCGUCAUGGGGAAAUAAUACGCGAGGAGAUCGGGGAGGGAAUCCAAUGGAAGGCUUUUGAGGGUAGCGGCCACAUGCUAGGCUGGGAGAGAGAGCAAGAGCUGAACAACCUGCUCGAGGGAUUUGUGGAUAGAAAUAACUGAAAGAUCAUUCCUG